AUGUCCGUUGGAAAUAACCCAGCAGACACGCAAAGCGCAUCAACAUUUCACAUAUCGCACGGUAACUCUCCCGGGGAAGUUACUCAGCAGAAUACACAGCUUUCAGAAAUAAUAAUGAAUCGGUUAGAAUACAACCAUAGAAAGAAUCAUCUAGAUACACGUUAUAACCAUAGAAAGAGCCAUCUAGAUGCACGUUAUAACCAUAGAAAGAACCAUCUAGAUGCGCGUUACAAAUUCCGCAAAUUAAAAGCUCGUCGAAAUCCAACUCUAGGUGUACAAAGCUCUAAAAGACCUCAUAAAAUUAAUAAGAAUAUGGGACGAAAAUGCGAAAAAACUUUUGGUUAUACAACGGACUGA
This is a messenger RNA of Diversispora eburnea, 357 nucleotides long. NCBI's taxonomy places the organism in Eukaryota, Fungi, Glomeromycota, Glomeromycetes, Diversisporales, Diversisporaceae. The record is from the annotation of a GenBank genome assembly.